This is a messenger RNA of Zootermopsis nevadensis, 1137 nucleotides long. It is a transcript of the gene Tsen15, whose product is annotated as tRNA splicing endonuclease subunit 15. Lineage: Eukaryota; Metazoa; Arthropoda; Insecta; Blattodea; Termopsidae. Gene Ontology annotation, biological process: tRNA splicing, via endonucleolytic cleavage and ligation. Gene Ontology annotation, molecular function: nucleic acid binding. The record is from RefSeq and is a predicted model, not a curated record.
ACGGACUGGACGACCGGGGUUCGAUCGCCGACGGGGCCAGAGGAUUUUUCCUCUAGCCUCCAAGACCUGACCGGUUCUGGCGCCCAUCCAGCCUCCUAUCCUAUGAGUACCGACAUCCUUUCCCGGGGGUAGAGUGUGUUCGGUGUGUGGUGCUGACCACUCACCCCCGUCUUGUGCCAAGUUCAAGAAUGAUUAGGAGCUGUACCAUCUCUCCCCCCAAGCGCCUAUGUGGCGUGUAGUGGGACAGCUUUACUUUACUUCACUUUACUUGUUACCAUGGGUACAUGGGCUAUCCAGAAUUGAAUGCAAUAGUAACUUGAUCUGUUGUGAACUUCAGAAGCAACAAGACAUGGUGAACUUGGGAUGCAGAAAUCAGCUCAGUGUUGGCAUUGCUUUCCAGGUUUAUAUGGACCUCUGUGAAGUGCAGGCAAUGGAAGAUGUCAGGUACGUGUACAGCCAUGAACUUGAUUUGAUUUACCUGUUGGGUAAAACGCAGAGAGGUCCACAGUCUGCCUCAAGAACGGAGAUAUUUCUACCACUUUCGACUGCUUCUGAAAUCACCCCUGCAUGGAUACAGAAAGUGCAAGAUACACUUUGCACUGACAAAGAUAAGAAAGGGAUAACACUGGCCAUGAAGGAGCAUGACUCCACAGUAGUCUACUACCGCCUGACACAAGGCUUAGUACCGCCUGACUCACCAGAAACUGCACGUCGAAAGAAGCAGCACAAUGAGCAGAAACACUUUAUUGAAGUGGAAAUGCGCAGGAUGGAACACAGAUUGCUAGACAGGGCUCUUAAAGCCAGGUCUUCAGAAGAGAAAGAGAAGUUUCCAAGUACCAGUAAUGAACAAGUUGCAGGCAGUUCUGCAAGUACUGACCAUGCAUCCGGAAGAGAAGAGUCAAGUGCUGAUGUGAACGAUGAAGGUGCAGAGAAAGGCAGAAAAGAUCAGGAAAUAAGUAGUGAACAGGCAGUACAUAAAGAUUGUAGAAGAUAGGUUGUGUUGGAAACUAGGCUUAAAUCCUAUAAUGCAACAAGAGUCAGAUCAGGUUAGAUAAGCAGUAACAUUUCUGAUAUCCAAGGAAUUAUCUACCAGGCAAAUGUAUGAAUAUAGGAAUUAAAAUGGGUAAUAGCUGCUUC